AUGCCAACUCUGGCCAAGUCCCCACUAGACAACGACGCCUACCAGCGGGUGGAGACGCCACGCCACAAACCGGUGACCAGCAGCGAAUCCGACGUCUCUGAGUCCAAAAAGGAGCCGAGUUUGCGCCGCCAGAUCGUGGAUGGAGGCCCCACGAGCUUCAAGUUCACACACUUAUACCGCUACGCCACUUCAUUGGACAAAUGGCUGCUACUAGUGGGCGUUAUUACAGCGGGAGCCAAUGGCGCGCUCUUCCCACUCAUGGCCAUCGUCUUCGGAGACGUUCUUACGGGCUUCAGUAGUAUCCCCGUGGACAUGGAUACAGUGAAUAAGGCAGCACUUGACUUCUUCCUCAUCGCUGUAGCCAUGUUCUUCACGGACUAUCUAAGCUACGUGACGUUCUAUUACAGCGCCGAGAGGCAGAUGAAAGCUCUGAGAAGCGAGGCACUGAAGCACAUGUUGUACCUGGACAUUAGUUGGUACGAUGAGAACGACGCUCUGCAACUAUCGAGCCGUUUGACGGGCGACACUGUCAAGAUCAAAGACGGGAUGGGUCAGAAACUCGGAGACUCGUUCCGCUUCACUGUGCAGUUUAUAGUGGGCUUCGCUAUCGGCUUUGUAAGAGGCUGGGAUAUUACCUUAGUCAUGGCUUGUGUGAUGCCCUUUAUGACUAUUUCACUGGGCUGGUUGAUUAAAACCAUGAGGAUCAAGUCGGACUGGGCACAGAAGGUCUAUGCUGAGGCUGGAUCGGUUGCUGAGGAGACGCUGGGGUCCAUUCGGACGGUGGCGUCGCUGAAUGGAGAGCAGAAGGCGAUCAAGAAGUUCGAGGACAAGGUGUUUGAAGCCGAGAGAGAGAAUAUCGCUUUGCACAAGAUGACGUCGGUGGUGUUCUCCAUGUUUCUGGGGAGUGUGUGGAUCAUGUACUCCAUUGGGUUGUGGUAUGGCGGCUGGAAGGCUUCGCAAGGUAACACGACGCCUGGAGAUGUGUUUGCUGCGUUCUUCGGCGUCAUGAUGGGCACAGGAUCGCUUGCACAGAUCUCCCCUAAUGUUACUGCGGUGUCCAAGGCUGCUGGCGCGGCGGAGGAGCUGUUCGCUAUCUUGGAUACGCCAAGCGCCAUUGAUGCCGAGAAGGAAGACGAAGGAAUCAUCCCUGACAAGUGUGAAGGCAAAAUUGAGGCGGUGAAUGUCAAUUUUACGUACUUGAGUCGUCCUGACGCCCAGAUCCUGCGGGACUACAAUGUGACUAUCGAACCGGGUCAAACGGUGGCAUUUGCUGGUGCUAGUGGGGGUGGGAAGAGUACGUUGAUUGCGUUGAUUGAGAGAUUCUACGACCCCACGAGUGGCACGAUCUACCUUGAUGGUCGAGAUGUCAAGACGCUGAACGUCAAGUGGCUACGUUCACAGAUCGGUAUGGUCUCUCAGGAGCCGGUGCUAUUCGCGACGUCCAUCUUCGAGAACAUCGCUAUGGGUGGCGACAACGUGACUCGUGAAGAAGCCAUAGAAGCGUGCAAGCUGUCGAACGCACACAACUUCAUCAUGUCGUUACCGGAGAACUACGAUACGCUGGUUGGAGAGAAGGGUGUGUCUCUUUCUGGCGGUCAGAAGCAACGUGUAGCCAUCGCUCGUGCUAUCGUACGUAAGCCGAAUAUUUUAGUGUUGGAUGAGGCCACGAGUGCUCUAGACAACGAGAGUGAGAAGAUCGUUCAGGCGGCAUUGAACAAUCUGAUGGCCACGACGAACAUGACGACGCUGGUGAUCGCUCACCGAUUAAGUACGAUUCGAAGCGCUGACAAGAUCGUCGUGCUGAACGAGGGUCACAUCGUGGAGAGCGGCACUCAUGAUGAAGUUUACUGA
Messenger RNA from Phytophthora infestans T30-4, 1851 nucleotides. Its product is annotated as ATP-binding Cassette (ABC) Superfamily. Gene Ontology annotation, cellular component: membrane. The coding region runs from base 1 to 1851 and encodes 616 amino acids. The transcript has a single exon. Gene Ontology annotation, biological process: transmembrane transport. Gene Ontology annotation, molecular function: ABC-type transporter activity; ATP hydrolysis activity; ATP binding. NCBI's taxonomy places the organism in Eukaryota, Oomycota, Peronosporomycetes, Peronosporales, Peronosporaceae. The record is from RefSeq and is a predicted model, not a curated record.